AUACACAGAUAACCGUAUCCAGACGUAUCCGUAAUUCCGUACGUAUCAGGGCUUUUUCGUACAUAUCCUGGCGUAGCCGCACGUGUCCGUGGGUAUCAUAUCUACGAGGCAAAAUAGAACAAGCUUCAAGAAGCAAAUUAGCAGAGCAAUGGGAACAGUAACAGCUCCAGCGCCAUGGAAGCAGCUUCUUCUCAGUGCCUUGGAAGCCAACGCCCACCUCAGACACUCUUCCUACUUUCAGCUCGCAACGAUCGGUUCUAAUGGGAGACCUUCAAAUCGGACUGUGGUUUUCAGGGGAUUUCAAGAGGACAGUGAUAAGAUUCAGAUAAACACUGAUUGCAGAACCCGUAAGAUUGAGGAGCUUAAACAUUGUCCUUUUGCUGAGAUAUGUUGGUACUUCACCGACUCUUGGGAGCAAUUUCGGAUCAAUGGAACAGUUGAUAUUAUUGAUGGAUCCAAUUCUGAUCCCAUGAAACUUCAGCAAAGAGAAAAAUCUUGGUUUGCCGGUUCUUUGAGAUCAAGACUGCAGUAUUUGGGACCAAGUCCAGGUCUCCCCAAUCCAAGUGAACAACCAGCCAAUGAAGUCUCUCUAGAUCCUUCUACAGGCCCAGUUGGGGCAUUUUGUUUGCUUGUUCUAGAUCCACAUCAGGUUGAUUACUUGAAUCUGAAGAGUAACCAGAGGCUGUCAUUCACAUCCACUCCAAGUUCCGAUGGAGAAAAGAGCUGGACUUCAGAAAAGGUUAAUCCUUAAGCUCCUAAUAAGCAUGAAAGAAGUUGCCACACUUCCAAAAAAAAAAGCAAAAGAAGUUGCCUGUGAUUGCUUAUAUAGCAUAAAUAUUCUCAAAUGCAGAUUCUUAUUCCUUCAAGGCUGUAAUUUAAAAGGAUCUAUUUGUAUGACUUUAUCAUGUGAAUCUUCAUUCAUAUCAUAUAGAUCAGUUCUACUGGAGAGGUGAUUGUAAUCUACUCAGAAAGCAUGCUGACCUUGCUCAUUACUUGUAAUAUAUGAAUAUCUUUCUCUGUAUCUAUUAUCUAUCUACCUCUUCAUUCAUAAAUAAAUGAAAGGAUAUUACACCCA
Molecule: messenger RNA, 1075 nt
Organism: Fragaria vesca subsp. vesca
Lineage: Eukaryota; Viridiplantae; Streptophyta; Magnoliopsida; Rosales; Rosaceae
Product: pyridoxine/pyridoxamine 5'-phosphate oxidase 2-like
Exons: 7
Coding region: 149-751 (200 amino acids)
Biological process (GO): pyridoxine biosynthetic process
Molecular function (GO): FMN binding; pyridoxamine phosphate oxidase activity
Source: RefSeq, a predicted model, not a curated record